Messenger RNA from Schizophyllum commune H4-8, 1591 nucleotides. RefSeq lists its product as uncharacterized. Gene Ontology annotation, biological process: positive regulation of translational fidelity; formation of translation preinitiation complex. The transcript has 6 exons. NCBI's taxonomy places the organism in Eukaryota, Fungi, Basidiomycota, Agaricomycetes, Agaricales, Schizophyllaceae. The coding region runs from base 38 to 1462 and encodes 474 amino acids. Gene Ontology annotation, cellular component: eukaryotic translation initiation factor 2 complex; cytosol. The record is from RefSeq and is a predicted model, not a curated record. Gene Ontology annotation, molecular function: tRNA binding; GTPase activity; GTP binding.
GAUCUUGAACCCCAUCUCGCCCGAUAAGUUCCCGAAAAUGCCUGGAGACGAGACACUUCAGAAGCCCCACGAAGAGGAGUCCGAUUCCGAGGAGGAGGAGGAAGAGACUUUCCCGAAAUUCGACGUUGACGCGACCAAAUUGACACCGCUCACGCCUGAAGUCAUCUCAAAACAGGCAACGAUAAACUUGGGAACCAUCGGACAUGUCGCGCACGGAAAGUCCACCGUGGUGAAGGCGAUAUCAGGCGUUCAGACCGUUCGUUUCAAGAACGAACUCGUCCGGAACAUCACCAUCAAGCUGGGCUACGCGAAUGCAAAAAUCUACAAGUGCGAGAAUGAGGCUUGCCCAAGACCUGGAUGUUAUCGCUCCUACCGCUCCGACAAGGAGGACAAUCCCCCUUGCGAACGUCCGGGCUGUGGCCACCGAAUGAAGCUCGUGCGACAUGUAUCGUUUGUCGACUGCCCCGGCCACGACAUUCUCAUGGCCACGAUGUUGAACGGCGCCGCGGUUAUGGAUGCCGCACUUCUCUUGAUUGCAGGGAACGAGACGUGCCCUCAACCACAAACAUCUGAGCAUCUUGCCGCCGUCGAGAUCAUGAAGCUUGAAAACAUCAUCAUUCUCCAGAACAAAGUCGAUCUCAUCAAGGAGGCGCAGGCGCUUGAGCACCAAAAGAGCAUUGCUGCGUUCGUAAAGGGCACGGUCGCCGAAUCCUCACCCAUCGUACCCAUUUCCGCGCAACUGAAGUACAACAUCGACGCCGUAAACGAGUACAUCGUGAAGCGGAUCCCCAUCCCUGUGCGCGACUUCACGUCCGACCCACGACUGAUCGUCAUCCGCUCCUUCGACGUCAACAAGCCCGGCGCGGAGGUCGACGAUCUCAAGGGUGGCGUCGCCGGCGGCUCCAUCCUCACCGGCGUCCUCCACCUCGGGCAGGAGGUCGAGAUCCGGCCAGGCAUCGUCACCAAGGACGCCGCGGGCCGCAACCGCUGCAAACCCAUCUUCAGCCGCAUCAUGUCCUUGCACGCGGAGAACAACCUGCUCAACUUCGCCGUCCCCGGUGGCCUCAUCGGUGUCGGCACGCGCAUCGACCCGACGCUCUGCCGCGCGGAUCGUCUUGUCGGCCAGGUGCUCGGUGCGGUGGGCAAGCUGCCGCAGAUAUACUCGGAGCUCGAGAUCAGCCUGUUCUUGCUCCGCCGGCUGCUGGGUGUCAAGACGGAGGACAAGAAGCAGACGAAGGUGACGAAGCUUGUGAAGAACGAACUCCUGCUGAUCAACAUCGGCUCGACGUCGACGGGUGGGCGUGUGCUUAGCGUGAAGGCGGAUCUGGCGAAGAUUCAGCUCACGUCGCCGGCGUGCACGGAGGUGGGCGAGAAGGUCGCGCUCUCGCGUCGUAUUGAGAAGCAUUGGCGGUUGGUUGGUUGGGGUAGCGUACAGAGGGGUACCGUUUUGGAGGUCGACUAGUCACUUUCUGAGGUGUAUUCAUAUCAAUCUGUACUAUUGCUCAGGUGCGACAACGAUGAGGAUCUGCUCUAUUGGUGCGUCCCUUCGUGUGGUCUACAUUAAGUAAUGAAUCACCGCAUUUCCGAGAGC